GAGUUUUGGUAAAGGAACAAGUACAGUCUAGUUUUGUUCAUCCCGUCCCUGAAGCGUUUAUUCUCAUAUGAGGUCCGGCUCCUGUAAAUCGCUCCUGCUGCAGCAGGAAUGGCUUCCGGCGGAGAAAAGAAUAAAAACUGCCGUUUUUAGACCAAACAGACGUUGCUGGGGGUCUGCGCGCGCGCCCGUGUGCGCCGGGGCGCGCGCUCGCGUCUUUAGUCUGAGAGCUGAGAUUUGAAAGUUGGAGCAGAAGAUCCCGGUUGGUUUAAAAGCCUCAGAGGUUCUGGAGGAAGGUGGAUGAAGAGGACAGGUGCUCCUCAGGAGAGCCCUGAAGUUCCUCCAGAGUGAUGGAUGCAGAGGUGGUUCUCCAGGGGGAAGACGGCGAGGGCUCCUGGACGCUGCUGUCCUUGUCGGCGUCCCUCCUCAUGGUGUUUGGCGGCGCCCUGCCGUACGUCCCUCAGUAUCAGGAGAUCCAGAGGAGCAGCAACACCGAGGGCUUCUCCACCAGAGUCUGCCUGGUUCUGCUCAUAGCCAACAUCCUGCGCAUCUUCUUCUGGAUAGGGAAGCAGUUUGAGCUGACGCUGCUGCUCCAGAGUGUGGUGAUGAUCCUGACCAUGUUUGCCAUGCUGCACCUCUGCUGCACCGUCCACAGCACCAACCGAGUGAGCACCAAGCAGCAUCGGCUCACAGACUGGGACUUGCACUACUUCUGGAGGUGGAGUGCCUUUGAGGACUACCUGCUCUUCUGCUUCGGCUUCACCGUGGCCUCGGCUGUGGUCACCCUGCUGCUGCUGGACUCCGCCAUGUUUGUUGAGGCGCUCGGCUCCCUGGCGGUGAUGUUCGAGGCGAUGCUCGGCGUCCCGCAGCUGCUGCAAAACCUCCACAACCGCUCCACCAAAGGAAUGAGCGUAAAGAUGGUUCUGCUCUGGACGGCAGGCGACGUCUUCAAGACCACCUACUUUGUGAUGAAUGAAAGCCCGGCUCAGUUCUGGGUCUGUGGCUCAGUUCAGAUCCUCACCGACGUGGCCAUCCUGCUCCAGGUGCUGCUCUACAGCCAGGACCCCUGGGCCAGGCCCCGGUAAAGAGGACCCUUCUGGGAGAAGAAGUGUGUUGGGGACGUGAGAAUAAGAAGAAAAAGCCAAAGUAAAUGUUUUUAGUACCUUUUCUCUGAUUAAGCAUCAGAGACUCAGCCAAAACUAAAAUUGUUCCUGGAGGAAACCCAGUCAGAACCUGGUGUUUAAAUGCAUUUCUAGUUAUUUUUCUACUAAUUAUUGGCCCGCUGCAGAUUAUUAUUUGGAGCCUUCAGUGUUAUUAGGCGAGGAAACCUUGGAGGGAAGUAUUAAUCACCUUGGCAGCUCCCUAACAGCACCAGCCGUGCUGCUGUAAUGGCUCCUGCAACGACCGGUCCGUCAGCAGAACCUCGGCGCUGGAACCGGCCGUCUGACUGAUGGAGCUCCGGCUGCACGGCCCUCUCUCCUCUGGACUGUUCUCCGCCUGUAAAUCAGGCUGCAGGCGUGUUGAUGUUCUGGUCUGUAGCUGAAAUCCAUGUUUGCUGCUGGGAUCAGUCCGAGGCUCCGGGACGAAGCAGAGCUUGGUUUGCAGGUCAAACGUCAGACUCAGACUAAUUCUGGGUUUGUCUCUGAACCGAGGCCAUGUGAAAGUUUUCAUACUGAGUCACAAUCACAAAAUAUUUAACAUGCAACAUAAAUGCAUAUAAGGUCGAUUUAUGUUCUUUGUUCUAAAUCUAAAUGUAUCUUUUAGUAUUUGUGGCAUUUCUCUUUUAUGCGGUUCUCCAGUUUCUGCUCCUUCAGAAAGAAGAACACCAGUAAGGAACGUUUUUUUAUUCAUUUCAGCCGUUCAGACGUAGAAAAGUUGUUUGAAAAUGUCUAAUUAUCAGCGUUAAAUUUCAUUGCAACUUUUUACUUUAGUAAGUUUUUCAGUACUAAUUGUAAUUCAGUCAAAAAUCACAGUUUAGUCAUUUAAAGUCUGGUUUUAGUCAACUAAAGUCUGUGAGGAGAACUUUAGGGCCCUUCAUUUCUUUGCGUGUAGAUAAAGUAUUUAACCAAGAGUGAAACUAAAUUAAAGUUAGUUAAAGUUAGAUUUUCCAGCAGAGAUAUGGUUUAAUGUUUGAUCUUUCAAGCAACUUCCUUUGCAUUUUAUUCAUAAACAGGAUGUGCUUGUUUGUAAAGAUAAAUUCUCAUUGGCUCUUACUUUAAUGUGGUUUAAAUAUUCCUAACAACCGUAAUCUGUGCUUUCCUUAUAGUUUUAUUACGUCUGUAUGAGUUUUGAUUUAUUUUUUGCUUUAUUAUUCUUUUCUGAGGAAAAGGUCAGAAUGUUUCUU
Molecule: messenger RNA, 2341 nt
Organism: Fundulus heteroclitus (mummichog)
Lineage: Eukaryota; Metazoa; Chordata; Actinopteri; Cyprinodontiformes; Fundulidae
Product: solute carrier family 66 member 2
Exons: 5
Coding region: 348-1082 (244 amino acids)
Biological process (GO): retrograde transport, endosome to Golgi; phospholipid translocation
Cellular component (GO): endosome; trans-Golgi network
Source: RefSeq, a predicted model, not a curated record